AUGGCUAUCCUCACUUUCAGGUCCAUGGGACUGCUUCUUUUGUUGUUAUCGACGUUGUCUCUUGCGAACCCGUCAUUGAAGCGAGGGCCUGAUGAUGAUCUUGCUGCUAAAGCACUUGAGAAUGCCUACAAAGUUUUGAGCGGCACGCUGUCGGAUGGAAGCGUGAGAACGACAUGCACGAAAGAGAAGCUUGCUGUGAGAAAAGAAUAUGGUGAUUUGACGAACGAUGAGAAGGACGACUACGUCAAGGCUGUCAAGUGUUUGCUUGCUACACCCUCCAAGUUAAGUGCGACGCAAUACCCAGGAGCAAAGUCUCGCUAUGAUGACUUCGUUGUUGUACAUAUCAACAUGACGAUGGGUGUACAUGACACGGCAAACUUUCUUCACUGGCAUCGGUAUUAUAUCUGGGCUUACGAGGUAGCCUUGCGUGAUGAGUGUGGAUACAAGGGAUAUCAACCUUACUGGAACUGGGGUAAAUAUCCAGACCCAACCGUCUCCCCAAUUUUCAAUGGAGAUGCUCACAGCAUGGGCGGUAAUGGCGAGUCGGUCACUCACAAAGGUUACGCCCUCGGAAUGGCAUCGGUCAUGGUGCCACCUGGGAAAGGAGGCGGAUGUGUAAAGACAGGCCCAUUCGCAAAUAUGACUGUAAACCUCGGUCCACUCGCAGGCUCUGUUGAUCCUGCUCUGAAGAUCCCCAAAAACCCUCGCUCGGAUGGCUACGGAUACAACCCUCGUUGUCUCCGCCGGGACGUGAACAACUACUUCACGUCGCAAUACCUCCGUCCCCAAGAUAUCGCCAACCACAUAACCUCAUCCAAAGACAUCGAAGCCUUCGAGAAGACCCUCCAAACCGACACCACCAAAGCCUUUUCACUUCACACGGGUGGUCACUACAGCAUUUGGGGAGAUCCUGGUGGAGAUUUCUACGUCAGUCCUGCUGAGCCUGUCUUCUGGUUGCAUCAUGGACAGGUUGAUAGACAUUGGUGGAUCUGGCAGAAUCAGGAUUCAGCGAAUCGCGUUCAGCAGUACAAAGGUGGAACUAUCAUGAUGCAGCCGAACAGCCCACCUGGAAAGAUCACUGAUAUCCAGAACUUAUCUGUCACGGCACCAAAGGGAUACGCAGGUAUUCCGAGCAAAGAUUUGGUCAGCACCCUUUCUGGCCCCUUUUGUUAUAUCUACCAGUAG
Cadophora gregata is the source of this 1185-nucleotide messenger RNA. RefSeq lists its product as uncharacterized. Bases 1 to 1185 code for a protein of 394 amino acids. Lineage: Eukaryota; Fungi; Ascomycota; Leotiomycetes; Helotiales; Ploettnerulaceae. The transcript has 5 exons. Gene Ontology annotation, molecular function: oxidoreductase activity. The record is from RefSeq and is a predicted model, not a curated record.